AUGGGGUUCAGUACUGUGACCGAAUUUGACCAGGCUUACCAAAGUGUCCAAAAUUCAUUUGCGGCCGGAACUACUAAAAGCAAGGAAUGGAGGCGCCGUCAAUUAAAACGCGCCUGGUGGAUGGUCGAGGACAACAAAAAGCGCAUAUGCGACGCCCUCUACGCUGAUCUUCACAAGCAUUACCAAGAAGCCUACGCUGGCGAUUGCAGUAAUGUUCAAGGGGAUAUCUUACGCACACUUGAGAAAUUGGAUGAGUGGACUAAAGACGAGAGACCCUCAAGGUUCGAUCCGCUGAAUUUCGUGGGUAGAGCUACUGUUCGCAAGGAACCCCUCGGUGUUACUCUCAUCAUCGGCGCCUGGAAUUACCCUUUUUCUCUCAGCAUACUGCCAAUGAUAGCUGCGAUCGCUGCUGGAUGUGCCGUGAUUCUCAAACCCUCGGAUAUGGCUAGUGCUUGUCAAGAUUUACUAAUGGAGAUAUUUCCCAAAUAUUUGGACAACGACGCUAUUCGAUGUAUUUCUGCAGGGCCUCAAGAAAUGGGAUACAUUCUUGAACACCGCUUCGAUCACAUCUUCUACACCGGAUCCCCAAACGUUGCAAAAAUUAUUCAUGCAGCAGCGGCAAAGCAUCUCACGCCGGUCACUCUUGAACUAGGCGGCCAGUGUCCAGCCAUCGUCGCAGAGUCGGCAAAUCUCGAUCUCACUGCGAAACAUAUCGCUGCUACCAAAUUCAUGAAUGCCGGACAGAUCUGCUUGAAUGUGAAUCAUGUACUCGUGCACCCUGCCCUACGAGAGCGCCUUGUGAUUGAGUUGAGUCGACACUUUGAUACAUUCCUCGGAGGCAGAGAUAUCCAACCUGACUAUUCCACACACAUCAUCAAUGAGCGGAACUUCGACCGUCUUGACAGUCUACUCCAGCGCACAUCCGGGAAAAUUGUGUAUGGAGGCCAGCGCGAUCGUCAGAGCCGGUACUUUGCAACAACGAUCGUGACUGGAGUCAAGCCCGGUGACUCCCUUCUCUCGGAAGAGCUAUUCGGACCCAUUCUCCCCAUCGUGGAUGCAGAUUUCGACACAGCCAUCUCCUUCACUCGCAGCGGCGAGCACCCGCUCGCAAUCUACGCAUUUACCAGCGAAGAAACAGACAAGGCUCGCAUUUUGAACGAAACACAGUCCGGAGGCGUGACCUUUAACGACUGCGGUCUCCAUAUUGCCGCCUGCGACGUGCCUUUCGGGGGAGUUGGAAAUUCCGGGCAAGGUCGUUAUCACGGCCCGCAUGGCAUUUUGACAUUCUCUCAUCUCCGUACCCACAUCAACGCCUUGCCUGCUUGGAUGGAACCCCUUAUAAGUGGACGAUACCCCCCAUACUCAGUCGCAAAGGCCCAUAAGAUGAAUCCGCCUGUUUCCCCACCGUUUGACCGAGAUGGCAAUGAUAAAACUUCCGCUCGUUCCAAGUGGACAUUUGGAUUUGGUGUCCUUGCUCUAUCCGCUUUGUUGGUGAAUCGACAGGAUCAGAUUAUUGCUCUAGGUUCGAAGUUGCUUCAGUAG
This is a messenger RNA of Penicillium soppii, 1542 nucleotides long. RefSeq lists its product as uncharacterized. Gene Ontology annotation, biological process: aldehyde metabolic process. The record is from RefSeq and is a predicted model, not a curated record. NCBI's taxonomy places the organism in Eukaryota, Fungi, Ascomycota, Eurotiomycetes, Eurotiales, Aspergillaceae. Gene Ontology annotation, molecular function: aldehyde dehydrogenase (NAD+) activity. Bases 1 to 1542 code for a protein of 513 amino acids. The transcript has 3 exons. Gene Ontology annotation, cellular component: cytoplasm.